Molecule: messenger RNA, 2109 nt
Organism: Coregonus clupeaformis (lake whitefish)
Lineage: Eukaryota; Metazoa; Chordata; Actinopteri; Salmoniformes; Salmonidae
Product: adhesion G-protein coupled receptor G7-like
Exons: 13
Coding region: 647-1876 (409 amino acids)
Biological process (GO): cell surface receptor signaling pathway; adenylate cyclase-activating G protein-coupled receptor signaling pathway
Cellular component (GO): membrane
Molecular function (GO): G protein-coupled receptor activity
Source: RefSeq, a predicted model, not a curated record
UGGCAUUCAAGGAAAUAUCUCCAGCAGUUCAGGUGAUUUAGCACAGCUAGCCUUCAGUACUCAGAUCCUGACCUCCCAACCAGAGCUGCUAUCAGCUGACAGCAUCACCACAGCAGCUCAGAUAGCUAACAAGCUGCUUCAGUCUGUAAAUAUCACAGAGGAUAUCGCAGUGGCAGCUGUAACUACCAUCAGUCAGCUACUGAAUGCCAGUGGGGAGAUUACACAGGAGAGUGAUGCUGUCCAGAGCCUCACAGAGACACUGGAGAAGUUUUCCCUGGACCAGCAGAAUAAUGUGUCCUUGGUGGUUCAGCCCAACCUGGUAGUCCAGUCUGUCCAAGUACCAAGUGACACAGUAGGGAUCCAGUUUACUGCUCUGACUGGAAGUUCUGGUAAUUUUGUGGCCGACAGAAUUAAUCUCAACACCAAUACCUCUGAACUGAUAGCUGACAAAGGAGGUGCUACCGAUGUCCAGAUUGUCAUAAAAUUCCCACCAGUUUUACGUAAUAAAAACACAAACUACUCCAUUGGUUUUGUGCUCUACCAAAACGACCGGUUCUUCAGGUCCAGGGCAUUCACAGCUUCUUCAGGAACCAACAGAAGGGUAAUCUCUGCUAACCUGGGACAAGUGUCUGGGUUGCAUGUUGAGAUGCUCUUCAAGCCUACAGCUGUCCCCAACGCCUCCCUCUAUGACUUUGCCUGCGUGUCGUGGAACUACACGUUGAAAGACUGGAGCACCUAUGGCUGCUCCAAAGUCAACCACUCAGAAGACGGCCUGCAAUGUUUCUGUAAUCACACCACUAACUUCGCUGUGCUCAUGUCAUUCAGGAAUGAUUUUAAGUACGCUGAAGUUCUAAACUGGAUCACCACAUUGGGAUGCUCCAUGUCCAUCAUAGGGUUGAGUUUAACAAUAACAUUCCAGAUCGCAACCAGGAAAUCACGCAAAACCAACCCAACGGUCCUUUUAGUGAGCGUCUGCGUGUGUCUCCUGAUCUUCACCCUCCUCUUCAUGUUGGGGGUGGACAACCCUCAUAAACAGCUGGAGAAACCUGAAAUACAGGAGGACAACAUUCUCCCCCCGUCCGACACACACACAGAGCGGGACAGAGGCCCCUGUACUGCAGUCACAGUCCUGCUGCAGUACUUCCUGUUGGGGACGUUCACCUGGAACACGCUGUACGCCACACAUGUCUUCCUGAUGAUCAGAAACAGCCUGGCCACCAGCCCGUCACACUUCACAGCCUAUACUGUGGCCAUCGGAUGGGGACUGCCUGCGGUUGUGGUGGCCCUCACCUUAGGAAUUAGUUACAGAGUGGAUGAUCCACUGGGUUACAGGCAGGAGGAAUUUUGCUGGCUUGCUGCCCUCGAUCCAAAGGGGAACUUUGACUUCAAGCUGCCAAUGUUUUGGGGGUUCCUGAUCCCUGUGGCGUUCAUGCUUAUCUUCAACAUGGUGGUGUUGGUAUAUUUUGUAGUUACCACAUCCAAGACCAACCCACAUAUAACCAGUACAAGACACACAUCGAUGAAGAAGAAAUUCCUCAGUAGCUUUUCUCUGGCUGUGGUGCUCGGUCUCUCCUGGAUCCUGGGCUAUCUGUUGCUCAUUACACAGAACCAGACCAUGUACACCAUACUCAACAUCUCCUUCUGUGUACUCACCACCACUCAGGGCUUGCAGGUUUUCAUUCUGUUCACAGCAAGAACAGCAAUUGUCAAGAAAAAGAUGUCAAGUGCUUUGAAAUCUGUCUCUAGCGCUGGGAUCCCUCUUCACACCAAGAAGUACAGUCUAUGGCGAGGCGAGCAAAGUGAAAAAGUAGAAUCAUACACACAGCAGGACACUGAUCUGUCAUUUCUACCUUGUUCCUCACAGACAUCUAACUGAUGGGCUGCAAGUUCAACCUCUGUUGUAAAAUAUCUCAUAUACCGCCACUAUUUCCUAUAAUAUACAGAAUAAUACACACCAUUUUGUAUCAAUGUAUUUUUACUGUAAAUUCCCUCAGAAGUUGUGUUGUCCAAGAAUUUUUUGGCUAUGCACAUACUGUAUAUACAUACUGUAUGUGUUUUUUGAAAUAUAACUGUUUUGAAUAAAACUGUGAUUAUUCUCUUUGAAUCGAA